This is a messenger RNA of Vitis riparia (riverbank grape), 1740 nucleotides long. RefSeq names its product putative receptor-like protein kinase At4g00960. Bases 1 to 1740 code for a protein of 579 amino acids. Gene Ontology annotation, molecular function: protein kinase activity; ATP binding. The transcript has 6 exons. NCBI's taxonomy places the organism in Eukaryota, Viridiplantae, Streptophyta, Magnoliopsida, Vitales, Vitaceae. The record is from RefSeq and is a predicted model, not a curated record. Gene Ontology annotation, biological process: protein phosphorylation.
AUGUUUUCUCCACUUCUGUGUUGCCUCAUCUUCCUCUUUCCCCUCUUUUCACUGGCCUAUGAAGACCCUAGUGGGAAUUCCUGUGAUGGAACCACUUACUACGCCCCUAAUUCGACCUUCUCUUCCAAUCUAGACACAGCUCUCCAGACUCUUCAGAACACUACUGCCUCCAGCGGUUUCGCCACCACGACCUCCGGCAGCAUUAAUCAGACAGUGACAGCCCUCGCCCUGUGUCGUGCCACCAUAAACCCAUCAGAUUGCCAGCUAUGCAUCGAUGUUGCCACAUCGGGCAUUCGCAAUGUCUGUCCCAAUGGAACAGCGGCUCAGGUGUGGUACACCCUCUGCAUGCUGCGGUACUCCCACCGAAACUUUGUGAACAAGACCGACUACACCCUCAUCUUCAGCCUGGCUGGUACGUUCACUGUUCCUGAUCCUGAUAUUUAUGAUGCGAAGGUGCGGAGGUUAAUGCAGAAUCUAUCGUCCACUGCCGGUGCAUCUGAGAAGAGAUAUGCAGUGGGAAGAACAACAGCACCAGAAAACCUCACCCUCUAUGGCUAUGUUGAUUGCACCCGUGACAUCGAUGGAGAUGGUUUUGGAACAGUUGUUUUGGCAGUUCUGGUACUGUGUGCUGUGAAGUGGAGAAAAAGAGAUGAAGUGGAGACCGGAGGCUCUAAAAUUGUAGAAGAAGAAAAUGAGGAAAUGAGUGAGGGAAUUGGCACGAGAUCUUUCAUGUAUGAUUUGGAAGUUCUGGUUGCUGCAACUGGUAAUUUUUGUUUGGCAAAUCGGCUGGGUGCUGGUGGGUUUGGGACUGUUUAUAAGGGAAUGAUGGCAAAUGGUGAAGAAAUAGCAGUGAAGAAGCUGGUACCUGGUUCGACACAAGGCAUAGAAGAAUUCUCCAAUGAAGUCAGACUAUUAUUGAAGUUGCAACACAGAAAUCUUGUACGGCUGUUUGGGUGCUGUGUUGAAGGAGAAAAUAGGCUGUUAGUUUACGAAUACCUACAGAACAAGAGUCUUGACCACUUCAUCUUUGAUAAGAGCAAGAGUGCAUUGCUAGACUGGCCAAAGCGUUAUAACGUCAUAAUAGGUGUGGCACGGGGGCUUCUUUACCUUCAUGAAGACUCACAACUUAAAAUCAUACAUAGAGAUAUCAAAGCAAGCAACAUCUUACUCGAUGAAUUGAUGAAUCCAAAAAUAUCGGAUUUUGGUCUGGCAAAGCUAUUUAAGGAUGAACAAACCCAUCAUAGAACACGACGGAUUGUGGGAACAUUUGGUUAUAUGGCUCCAGAAUAUGCAACCAGAGGCUUCAUGUCUUCCAAGAUUGAUGUCUUUAGCUUUGGUGUGUUGAUAUUAGAAAUCAUAAGUGGAAGAAGGAAUUAUGACAUGGAAUUUGAUGAGCAAGACUGGGAGCUCCUGAAACUUGCAUGGAGACUAGAAGAAGAAGGGCAGCUAACAGAUUUGGUAGAUGUCACUAUUGGUUCUUUCCCUCAAGAUCAAGUAUUAAAAUGCAUUCGCAUUGGGUUAUUAUGCUGCCAACAAUCUAUACGAGAUCGGCCAACCAUGUCUUCUACAGUUUUAAUGCUCUCAAAUGAUUCAGUAACAAUGCCAAUUGAAGGAACACAUGGCUACCAGAAUAUACGUGACCCUGUUGAUCCACACAACAACAUCAAUGCUCCUACAAACCCUGAAAAUGAGUCUUUCUCUAAGAAUUCUAUUACUUUUUCAUCAGCAAAUGGUAGAUAA